UCGGUGUGACGCUCAGCUUUUCUUCCUCUUCUAAUGAGUAGGCUGAGCCGCUUAUCGUCGGUGUGUCGCUUCGUUAGACCAGCCGCCGUUGUUGCAUCAUCAUGGCUCUAUCCUGUUUAGCCGGGACCAAUCCGCUGCCCGUCAACUCUAGAACUUCAUGUCCCGUAGGCGGAUCAGUGGCUUCCGGUCGCAAUGGGGGCGUCAUGAAGACGGAAGCGGGAAGCGUCGAGACGAUGCUCGACGCUCAGUGUAACGGCGAUCCGAACAACAGUUCGGGCGCCGGCAGUGGCCACCAAUCCAAUCCUGGAACGCCUUCGCCCAACAACAGCAGCAACGACGGACCAAUCGGCAAUGGCCGUUCCAGCAGCGCUUUAUCGGCUCCGUCACCCGUCGGCGCCAAUCUGACCAUACCGCUCUUUUCUCACCAACAUCACCACCAUCAACAGCAGCAGCAGCAACAACAGCAACAGCAACAGCAACAACAACACCAAGCUGCGUUGGCAGCGGCCGGCAUCUUUCGGGCCGCCACAUUGGCUCAAUCGUAUCCGGCCGGAAUGGUGGGACAACUCGGCCCGCAUUCUCACCAUUUGCCCAGUUUGAUGGCCAGCCUACAGGCCGUCGCUGCGGCCGGCGUUGGCGGAGUGCCGCUCCACCAUCACCACAACAACCGGGCGGCGGCGGCAGCGGCCGCCGCCGCCGCCCUGGGCGGACUCAUGCCCGGCGUGACGCUGCCCUUCAAUUUCCCGUCCAUGUCGCAUCAGCACCAGAGCGCUCUGCUCAAUUGGUCCAAAUUGGCGCAGAGCGCCGCGGCGGCCGCUGCGCUAGGCGUCGACGGACUCGGCUCCAUCAUCCAGCAACAGCAGCAGCAACAACAACAACACCAUCUCCUUCAGCAACAACAACAACAACAACAGCAGCAACUGUCGCCCGAUUCGUCGUCGAACCCGAUCCGCAAAAACAGCAGCAACAACAGCAGGAACAACGGCACCAACAACCACAACAACAGCGGCCAGCAUCCGCUGGUGACGACCGGUUGCUACACGGGCGGAUUGAUCGUGUCGCACCACGCCGACCACGUCCUGCCGUCGGUCGUCCAUCAGCUGACGAAGAACAACGCCAAGAGCGGCAACAACAAGACGGUCAAAGCGGCCGUGGCCCGGCGCAACGCCAAAAACAGCCGCAGCUCCAUGCGCGACCGUGAGCAACAGACGCUGCACAACUUGCAGGAUCACCAUCUUUUGCUGGCCGCCGGUGCGGAAGACAACCACCACCACCACCACCACCACCACCUCAACCACCAUUUGCAUACGCGCUUGGCCAGCACGCUGAUGGGCAUGAAGCCGGCCGAUUUGAUCAUGACGUCCGACGCCGACCCGAUGGUCAGCCCGGCGGCCAGCAGUUCGCCUCCGUCCGUCAACGGCUCGAGCGGUGGCGGCGGCGGCGGCGACGGCGGCAGCGGCAGCGGCAGCAGCAACAGCAGCCGCAGUUCGCUCAAGUCUGGCCAUCUCAAUCCGGCUUCUGCCGGCCAGACGCCAGCCAGCAACGCCAGUCAAGGUGGCCAGCAAGCGGACAGCCGUAGCGUGUCUUCGGUGGUGGACAAUGUGUCGCUCUCUUCAUCGUCGCAACAACAGCAACAACAGCCGCGGGACAAGGUGUUCAGCUGCUCGAUCUGCCACCGGACGUUCGGCUACAAGCACGUCCUGCAGAACCACGAGCGGACGCACACGGGCGAGAAGCCGUUCGAGUGCAAGCAGUGCGGCAAGAGAUUCACCCGCGACCACCACCUCAAGACGCACAUGCGCCUGCACACGGGCGAGAAGCCGUACAACUGCACGCACUGCGACCGCCAGUUCGUCCAGGUGGCCAAUCUGAGGCGCCACUUGCGCGUCCACACGGGAGAGCGGCCCUACGCUUGCGAAUUGUGCACGUCGCGAUUCUCCGACUCGAACCAGCUCAAGGCCCACAUGCUCAUCCACAAGGGCGAGAAGCCGUUCCAGUGCCAGCUCUGCUCCGGCAGAUUCCGCAGGAGGCACCAUCUCAUGCACCACAAGUGCCCCAAAGAUCCGAACGGCUUGGCGGCGGCCACGGCCAACGCCAGGCCGCUCGGACUGGUGGCCGCCAGCCGGACGACGCCCACCAGCGUCAAGAUGAUGGGACUGACCACCAGGGACAUUCAUCACCUGGUCGACGAUGAUUUGGAGAGCGAACCGCCACCCACUCCGUCCAGUUGUUACGCCAGUCCGCCCGACGAGGACGACGAAGAUUUGGACGAGGAGGAAGAUUUGGUCAUGCCUUUGAUGCAGCAACAACAACAACAACAACAACAACAACAGCUGAAGGCGACGAGUCAGACGGCCGGAAAUAGAGGACGGAAGCCGCGCGAGACUCGGCGAGUCGUCCGGCCGUCGGGAAAUGCGAAGGGCAAACAUGGGCAGGCCGUCGGUCGGUCUACCACACCGCAAGGGCCGGAGCAGACGGAACCGGAGGACUUGUCGACGUCGUCUCGCGUCCGGCACGCCUCGACGUUCAGCGUCGGAUCGACGGGCGGAUGGAGCGCCGCCGGUUCGGUGUCGAUCGAUUUGAAUUCGGAUCGCGACGACGACGUGGAAGACGACGACGAAGAUGAUGGCGUCGACGCGCUUUUAGUGGAGCCUCAUCACCACCACAUGGACGAAGACGACGACGACCUCUCGGACACGGCCGAUCUCAUCCAGCAUCAGCGCAAGAAGCGUCGCAACGCCCUCGAUCUCGUCCACGCCCGCGAAACUCAGGUGGCCAAGUAAA
Molecule: messenger RNA, 2784 nt
Organism: Daphnia carinata
Lineage: Eukaryota; Metazoa; Arthropoda; Branchiopoda; Diplostraca; Daphniidae
Product: pair-rule protein odd-paired-like
Exons: 3
Coding region: 102-2783 (893 amino acids)
Biological process (GO): regulation of transcription by RNA polymerase II
Cellular component (GO): nucleus
Molecular function (GO): DNA-binding transcription factor activity, RNA polymerase II-specific; RNA polymerase II cis-regulatory region sequence-specific DNA binding
Source: RefSeq, a predicted model, not a curated record